AUGACCUUCUCUGGCCCGCCACCUCCAGCACCUCUACCAUCGGUGUCACAUCCUCAGGACCGAGUCGCGCGGAAGCGGGAACAACUUGAGCGCCUGCGCGAAAGUCAGCAAGCGAAGGUCAACCCAGCGAAGCCGCAAACCGCGCUGCAGAAGCGAUUCUGGCGUAAUGUGAGCGUCAAGGAUACAAACGAAGGGCUCCAAGUGCUCCUCGACUCAAGACCGGUCCGGACGGCAUCUAGACAGAUACUCCUACUCCCGCACGGCAAGCGCGCACUGGCGGCGUGUAUUGCGCUGGAGUGGGAUGCCCUCGUUUCCGCGCAACAGGCGCUCAAGCACCACUACAUACCUUUGACUUCUCUUACGUCACGAGCUGUCGACAUUGAAGUGGCGGACAGAGAUGGCGAUAGUUCGGUUCGUGAAGCCAUCGUGAUGACUUUGAUGCGGUAUCUGGGCACAGACACUCUACUGUGUUGGGCGCCAGAACGGAGUAUCCACGAACCGGAGAAUACAGGAAAGAAGCCGCUCCGACAUCGACAGCGGGAGGUCGCCGAGCCGAUAAUAGCGUACCUCACAGCGCAUAUCCUACCGGGUGUCGACAUUAGGCCGAUCCUGGACGAGCAGUCAAUCAUGCCGACUCCGCAGCCAGAGAUGACACGGCAGAUCAUUCGAGGAUGGGUGUCUGGAUUACCGGCGUAUGAGCUGGCGGCACUGGAGCGCGGCGUCCUAGCGACGAAGUCUUUACUUAUUGCUGCGCGGCUUUUGGUGGAGUGGAGUCAGGAGUUCGCGCAUCUGCGAAGGCGUGGACCAGAGACGGAUGGAUUUGGCAUUGACGAGGCGGCCGAGGCGGCCACGCUGGAGGUCAUGCAUCAGACUGAACAGUGGGGAGAGGUUGAGGAUACGCAUGAUGUCGAGCGCGAAGAUCUACGGCGGCAGCUGGGUAGUGUGGUCUUACUUGUGAGCUGA
This is a messenger RNA of Baudoinia panamericana UAMH 10762, 963 nucleotides long. RefSeq lists its product as uncharacterized. Gene Ontology annotation, biological process: mitochondrial proton-transporting ATP synthase complex assembly. The record is from RefSeq and is a predicted model, not a curated record. NCBI's taxonomy places the organism in Eukaryota, Fungi, Ascomycota, Dothideomycetes, Mycosphaerellales, Teratosphaeriaceae. The transcript has a single exon. Gene Ontology annotation, cellular component: mitochondrion. Bases 1 to 963 code for a protein of 320 amino acids.